AUGCCUCACCGAAGAAUGGAUGGUCCGCCAAGUAUUCGAGACACGGUCCAUGAGGCCCUCUCUGGUCACCGCAAUGAGCUCGUUUCUCUCUUCUCUAGGUAUGUUGCUAAGGGAAAGGGGAUAUUGCAACAUCAUCAGCUGAUUGAUGAGUUUGAGAAUGUUGUUGGAAAAGAUGGAGUCAUGCAGGAGCUCAAGGAGAGUCCUUUUAGCCAAAUUCUGAAGUCUGCACAGGAAGCUAUAGUUCUACCCCCAUUUGUGGCAAUAGCAAUUCGCCCAAGACCUGGUGUUUGGGAAUAUGUUCGUGUCAAUGUGUAUGAACUGAGUGUGGAACAAUUAAGUGUUCCAGAAUAUCUUCGCUUCAAAGAAGAACUUGUGGAUGGAGAGUACAAUGAAAAUUUUGUGCUGGAACUUGAUUUUGAGCCGUUCAAUGCAACAUUUCCAAGACCAACUCGGUCAUCUUCUAUUGGCAAUGGGGUUCAAUUUCUCAAUCGUCACCUAUCUUCAAUCAUGUUCCGUAAUAAAGAAAGUUUGGAGCCUUUGCUUCAUUUUCUUCGCACCCACAAACAUAAUGGUCUUGUGAUGAUGCUGAAUGAUCGGAUACAUACGAUAUCUGGACUUCAGUUUGCUUUGGCAAGGGCAGAGGAAUAUCUUUCUAAGCUCCCACCAGAUGAACCAUACUCUCAGUUUGAAUAUGUACUUCAAGGAAUGGGUUUUGAGAAAGGUUGGGGUGACACAGCACAACGGGUAUCAGAGAUGGUGCACUUACUCCUGGAAAUUCUUCAAGCUCCUGAUCCCUCGUCCUUGGAGACAUUCCUUGGGAGAAUUCCAAUGGUGUUUAAUGUUGUAAUUCUGUCUCCCCAUGGAUACUUCGGCCAAGCAAAUGUGUUAGGUUUGCCUGAUACUGGUGGACAGGUUGUUUAUAUACUCGAUCAAGUCCGCGCCUUGGAGAAUGAGAUGCUUCUUAGAAUACAGAAUCAAGGACUUGAUGUUAUACCAAAAAUUCUUGUCGUGACCCGACUCAUACCAGAUGCGAAAGGGACAACAUGCAAUCAGAGACUAGAGAGAAUCAGCGGAACAGAGCACUCGCAUAUUCUGCGGGUGCCUUUUAGAAAUGAGAAAGGUAUUCUUCGUAAAUGGAUAUCAAGAUUUGAUGUGUGGCCAUUUCUGGAGACCUUCUCAGAGGAUGCUGCAAAUGAGAUUGCUGCUGAGUUACAAGGUGUUCCUGACCUGAUCAUUGGCAACUAUAGUGAUGGGAAUCUUGUUGCUACUUUAUUAUCGAAUAAGCUUGGCAUCACACAGUGCAACAUAGCUCAUGCUUUGGAGAAAACAAAAUAUCCAGAUUCCGAUUUGUAUUGGAGGAAAUAUGAGGACAAGUACCAUUUCUCAUGCCAAUUCACAGCUGAUCUAAUUGCAAUGAACGAUGCUGAUUUUAUAAUAACAAGUACAUACCAAGAGAUUGCAGGAAGUAAGACUCAUGUUGGACAGUAUGAGAGCCACACAGCUUUCACUCUUCCAGGGCUGUAUCGAGUUGUACAUGGCAUUGAUGUCUUUGACCCCAAGUUUAAUAUCGUCUCCCCGGGGGCAGAUAUGACCAUAUACUUUCCAUAUUCGGAAAAUCAAAAGAGGCUUACUGCACUACAUGGUUCAAUUGAAGAACUUCUAUAUGAUCCCGAGCAGAAUGAUGAACACAUUGGCUUCUUGAGCGAUCAAUCAAAGCCUAUUAUCUUUUCCAUGGCGAGACUUGACAAGGUGAAAAACAUAACAGGGCUGGUAGAGUGUUAUGGUAAGAGCACAAAGCUAAGGGAGCUGGUUAACCUUGUUGUUGUUGGCGGUUACAUUGACGUGAACAAAUCCAGGGAUAGAGAAGAGGUUGCAGAGAUUGAAAAAAUGCAUGGCCUCAUAAAACAAUACAACUUGCACGGUCAAUUUCGAUGGAUAACAGCUCAAAUGAACCGUGCUCGAAAUGGUGAGCUUUAUCGCUACAUUGCAGAUACAAGAGGUGCUUUUGUGCAGCCUGCUUUCUAUGAGGCGUUUGGUCUUACAGUUGUGGAGGCCAUGACUUGUGGGCUUCCUACAUUUGCUACUUGUCAUGGUGGCCCUGGAGAGAUAAUCGAGCAUGGUGUUUCAGGAUUUCAUAUCGACCCAUAUCACCCUGAUCAGGUUGCAGCUCUUAUGGUUGGUUUUUUUGAACAAUGCCAAGACAACGCAUCGCACUGGGACAAGAUCUCUGAUGCUGGGCUUAAACGUAUCUAUGAAAGGUACACAUGGAAGAUAUACUCUGAACGACUACUGACGUUGGCUGGGGUUUAUGGCUUCUGGAAGUAUGUGUCAAAGCUGGAGAGGCGUGAGACGAGGCGAUAUCUGGAAAUGUUCUACAUUCUCAAGUACCAGGAUUUAGUGAAAUCUGUUCCUGUGGCAGUGGAUGAGCAUUGAACUUUCUCAUCAAACUUUGUGUGACGGUGAUGUCUCAGUAUGCUUUUACUUUGCUAUUUUCCUUCUCGGAUUAUGUUGUAUUUGUUUGUGGAUGAACAAUUUUAGCACUUUCUCUUAAGCAUGUUUUUGGUGAAUAAAACCAACCACUGGCUGUUGAUCAA
Messenger RNA from Camellia sinensis, 2594 nucleotides. Its product is annotated as sucrose synthase 2. The record is from RefSeq and is a predicted model, not a curated record. Gene Ontology annotation, molecular function: sucrose synthase activity. NCBI's taxonomy places the organism in Eukaryota, Viridiplantae, Streptophyta, Magnoliopsida, Ericales, Theaceae. Gene Ontology annotation, biological process: sucrose metabolic process.